AUGGCUGGGUCCCGUAGGAGUCCGGUAUUGAGAGAUCAGUGGAGUGCUGACCCAGACCGCGAUCCCCGUGCUAUGGACAGACGCAGAGGUCGAGGGUCAGGCCGCGAUCGAGGGAGAAGCCGAGGUCGUGAUCGCGGUCGUGGGCAGCGGCCCAAUAAUCGCAAUUUCGAUCGCUCUGGGCGGUCGCCACCACGCGCGUCCCGCUUUGGCCCUGACUCCUCUCACGACCUAGGUGAUUUUGCUCCAGAUCGAUCUCCUCGUGGCUCUCCUGCACCUCCAAACUUCCAUAACAAUCGUCGACCAGACUCAAAUGUACCUGCAUCACCAACUGGUGACUGGAACGCCCAUCCCCCCGGACAUUUCGAAAGACAAGCCCCCGGUCCUCGAAGAGAGGAGUCACCGGGCGGCCCUCCAUCCAAACGGCAAAGAACUCGAAGCCCAUCUCCACGUGGCCGCUGGGGCCCCCUCCCUCCAUCACGUCCAAAUUAUCCCAAGUACGGAGAAGGACGGGACCGAAGUCCCUCAUUCAAGAAGCGAGGUGGCCGCACCCAAGGUCGUGGUGCUCCAAGGCGAAGAUCGCCUCGCAGGGGCCGGGAUCGACGCGGCAGAGACCGCCGUCGCCCAGACAUCCCGCGACCAGGAUCACCAGUUCAUGACCGGGGAUUCCAUCCUUCGCCCGACCGACGGUCCCCUGGGGGUGACAACUAUAGCGACCACGGAUCCCAUUAUCGGUCUAACUCGCGGCACUCUGUACGGUCUGCAAACUCGAGAUUUUCGGCAUCAUCUCGCAGAUCAAGGCGUGAUUCAGCUAUGAACUCAAGCCGACCAAAUCAGGCACUUGGGGACGAUGCUGCUCGAUCCCCAUCUCCAGCGCGCCCCAUUCCGAGCUUUGACUCAGAUAACUUCGGUCCUCCCGGGGAAAAUUCGACUAACGUGCGAGAUGGCUUCCCAAUGCAUGGUGUGCGCUCUGACGUGAAUAACCAGCCACGCCGUCAGCCAUCUCGAUCACAUCUCGAUACCCGACCAUAUCCAACCUCCCCGCAACAUCCAACAGCACCAGGCUCAUACCAUGGCUCGCCACAGCCGACCUCGCCUUACUCCGGCGGCAGAGGAGGCUGGUCUGGUCCGCCGUCGUACCCUGGAACUGGGCAUGCCUCUCCUUAUCGACAGGACAAUUACCCAUCGCAAUCUGGAAACUAUUAUCACAACCAAGGUCAUUUCAAUGGCCCUAGUAACCAUCACUCUCCUUAUGGCGGGCCCCCUCACCGAGGAGGCCACUCUGGUGGUGGUCAUCGAGGAAACUUUUCAAACCAGGGCCCUGACCGCCGGUUUUCUGGUCCCGGCUCUCACACAUAUCACAAUGGACCCCCACAACGCGGCUCGAGAGGACACUUUAAUAAUCUGCAAUGGACUGCAUCUGGAGCCCGAGGCCGUGGGAGACAACACAGCCCUCACCCGGCACACGGCCAUGGAUCCCAAACUCCCAAUCGUCCCGAGACUCACAACGACCCGCAAUCCCCUCGAGAUGAUGAACAUGAUACUUAUUCCCGGCCCCCCAACCGGGAAUUCCACGAAGAUGAGCACCAGACACAAAUCCAAUCCGCGGGCGGAGAUCACCAGUCCAUGCCAAUCCCGACCCGUGAAUCUAAUGAAACGACUCCUGCAAACAAGGGUGGAAAAUUCAGCUUUGCUUUCAAGUCGAAGGCUGCGCCUUCUCCUGCCCCGAAGCCAGUACCUGAUCUCGCUCAGCGUAUGCAACAGGUCCGCGAGCCGGCCCCUCGUGCACCCGAGCGUGCACCCGAACCACCACAACAGCCCCGCAACCGAUUUACCAAUGGACCGUUGCCCAAAUUCAAACCAGAACCAAGAGCCGAUCGCCGCGAUCGGGAUCGUGGACGAAACAGGGACCGCAGAGACUUCCGUGAGCCACAAGAAUUCCGCGAUCCUCGGGACCGAAGAGACGAUCGCCGGUUUGAUCCACGUCGUGAUCGACGACAAGGAGAGCGACCCCCAGACAGGCCUCAAGACUGGCAAGAUCGCCGCCGCGAACCUUCGCCAGAACCGCCAAGAGAAGCACCUCCCAAGCAAAUACGGAUCGUUACUCGCCCCAAACCACGCCCUACGCUUCCAGAGGAAUUUGCCAACGCCGAAUCUGUUUACUACCGAAAGCCAGGCAACGAGUCUGUCAUCGGCGCAGGCACAUACGGCAAAGUGUUCAAAGGAAUCCAUGUCUAUACCCAGCGUAAGGUUGCUCUCAAGAAGAUUCGAAUGGAAGGCGAGAAGGAUGGUUUUCCCGUCACAGCUGUACGAGAAAUCAAGCUGCUCCAGCAUCUCCGAAACCACAAUAUCGUCAGUCUCCUUGAGGUCAUGGUCGAGAAGAAUGAGUGCUUCAUGGUCUUCGAAUAUCUCUCACACGAUCUCACCGGUUUGAUCAACCACCCCACCUUCUCUCUCACUCUUUCCCACAAAAAGGAUCUAGCGAAGCAGAUGUUCGAAGGUCUCAACUAUCUUCACCACCGUGGUGUUCUCCAUCGCGAUAUCAAGGCAGCCAAUAUCCUAAUCAGCAAUCGUGGAUUGCUGAAGUUUGCCGAUUUUGGCCUGGCUCGCUUCUUCUCUAAAAGUCGUCAACUUGACUAUACCAACCGAGUUAUUACUAUCUGGUAUCGGCCCCCUGAGCUUCUCCUGGGUGAAACCCGUUAUGGCCCUGCCGUGGACUUAUGGAGUGCUGCAUGCGUUUGCAUGGAGAUGUUUACUAAGAAGGCUGUUUUCCCCGGCGAGGGUGGCGAACUGAGCCAGAUGGACAAAAUCUAUAAUGCUUUGGGUACUCCCACCAAGACUGAGUGGCCAGACCUUGUGGAGAUGCCCUGGUUCCACCUGAUGCGACCCACUGAACGGAAAAAGCGUGUCUUUGAAGACAUGUACCGUGAUGUGCUGACGCCCAGCGCGAUGGAUCUUAUUUCCUCCAUCUUCCGCUACGACCCUGCCCUCCGACCAAGCGCUGAAGAUGUCCUCAAGCAUCCCUACUUCGUAUCAGAAGAACCAGCUCCUCACCCGCCAAUUGAAUUGGAGCACGUCGAAGGGGACUGGCACGAGUUCGAAUCCAAGGCUCUUCGCAAGGAAGCUCGCCGAGUCGAAUAUCAGAACCAGAAGGAUCGCGACAAGCGCAAAGCCGAGGCUUCCGUUCCCAGCACUGAUCGGGACUCUAAGCGGACCAAGCAAGACUCAAGUGACCUUGCCUCUGUUCCAUGA
This is a messenger RNA of Penicillium paradoxum, 3249 nucleotides long. Its product is annotated as putative protein kinase. The record is from RefSeq and is a predicted model, not a curated record. The coding region runs from base 1 to 3249 and encodes 1082 amino acids. NCBI's taxonomy places the organism in Eukaryota, Fungi, Ascomycota, Eurotiomycetes, Eurotiales, Aspergillaceae. The transcript is spliced from 3 exons. Gene Ontology annotation, biological process: transcription elongation by RNA polymerase II; positive regulation of transcription elongation by RNA polymerase II; protein phosphorylation. Gene Ontology annotation, molecular function: cyclin-dependent protein serine/threonine kinase activity; ATP binding; RNA polymerase II CTD heptapeptide repeat kinase activity. Gene Ontology annotation, cellular component: nucleus; cyclin/CDK positive transcription elongation factor complex.